AUGGGUGGAUCAUCAGAAAUAAUCGUAUCGCUAGGAAAAAACGAUAUCGCCAGACAAGCGAGACAAGAGAUGGAGAAUGUCGAAUUUCAACUUAAGCAGCUUUUGGCCAUCGACAACGAUGAGCCUACGACGAGCCGAAGAAGAAGUUCGCCACCACCGCAACCUCGUACUCCAUCAACCACACCAGCGGCGCCCGCUUUAAGAAAAAGUACGCUGCACAUUCCUUUGCGGCUCUAA
This is a messenger RNA of Cylicocyclus nassatus, 237 nucleotides long. Lineage: Eukaryota; Metazoa; Nematoda; Chromadorea; Rhabditida; Strongylidae. The record is from the annotation of a GenBank genome assembly.